CCUUUUUGUUAGUUCGAAGCUGACUCCCGCCAUACUAAAACGUUUUAAACUUAAAUAACUCAAUCAAUAAAUUAUUGACAGUUCUUAAUAAAUAAAUCAAAUAACCCAAUAAAUUAUUGACAGUGGCCAAUAAAUAAGUGAAAAAAGUGUGCUUAUAUUUUUCAUUUUUAAAUUAAAAAUAAAAUUUUAAAUAUGGCAAAAGUGUUGUAUUUGGUGGUGUGCUCGAUUCUGGUACAUAUGAGUUCAGCAAAGUAUGUGGAUAAAAGGAAAUGCCCUGAAGUGAGGGCGGUGCCGCAUUUUGACUUGCCUCGGAUGCUGGGAGACUGGUUUGUAGUGGAAUAUUAUGCGAGUGCUGAAGAGGCUCUCUCGUACAGCUGUAUGCGAGCAGUUUUCACCGAAGACGACCACGUUCCCACCGCAGAUGGUUCAAUAGAAUUCACACCAGGGGUGACAAUGAACUUCACAUACCGUUUUGCCGAUGAUCCCCUCGGAGAGAACCUACUGGGCAAUAUCACAUGGCGGGUGGACUUGAACGAGCCCGCACACUGGACGCAUGCUGAGAAAACUUACGACGGCAUAUACAACACGUACGUGUUAGACACGGAGUACAAGACCUGGGCUCUGCUCCUCCACUGUGCCGAGCAGACGGAGGGCGCGCGCUACUUGAGCGCGUUUGUCCUGUCGCGGACCACCGCGCUGCCUAAGAACGUGAUGGCUUACUUGAGGGACAAGUUGCCGAGAUACGAUGUUGACGUCAACUAUGUAUUCCCGAUUCCUCAUAAGCAUUGUUCCACCAAACCUCCCAGGUUUGACUACUCACCAAUUCUUGUGGAAGUCGGCAGCAAGGUGCCCAAGAAACCAGGAGUCUCCUACAAAGUUGCUUUUGGCCAUUAAGUCAUAAGAAGAAUUUAAUAUAGAUGAUACAGAAAGACAGUCAUAGAUUUUGUUUUGAUGUUCAACUUUUUUUAUUUGUAUACAUAUGGGAUCCGAUAUUCUUUUUUCUUUGGGCCUACAAAGACCAUGUUGCAUACUAAGAUUUAUAUCUCAUCUUAUUAAAUAAGGGCUGACAAUAAUUCUGUGAUGAUAAAAUUAGAUUAUUCCAAAUAAAUAUGUGUGACCAUAAUGUGCCUUGAAAGCUUCAAUGGCAUAGAGAAAGAAAGUAUGUGUUAAGAAUUUGAAUAUAUUACACACUGUAUAAAGUAAAGCAAGGUUUUGACAUGAUGAAACAAUAAAAUAUAUUUUUGAA
Messenger RNA from Helicoverpa zea (corn earworm), 1246 nucleotides. RefSeq lists its product as uncharacterized. The coding region runs from base 193 to 894 and encodes 233 amino acids. NCBI's taxonomy places the organism in Eukaryota, Metazoa, Arthropoda, Insecta, Lepidoptera, Noctuidae. The transcript is spliced from 5 exons. The record is from RefSeq and is a predicted model, not a curated record.